This is a messenger RNA of Mollisia scopiformis, 2307 nucleotides long. Its product is annotated as DNA directed RNA polymerase-like protein III subunit Rpc82. Gene Ontology annotation, molecular function: single-stranded DNA binding. The record is from RefSeq and is a predicted model, not a curated record. Bases 121 to 2121 code for a protein of 666 amino acids. NCBI's taxonomy places the organism in Eukaryota, Fungi, Ascomycota, Leotiomycetes, Helotiales, Mollisiaceae. Gene Ontology annotation, biological process: DNA-templated transcription. The transcript has 4 exons. Gene Ontology annotation, cellular component: RNA polymerase III complex.
AAAACACAAUCCAAAAUACCUAAGUUCUUCCACAAUUCCAAACCUCAACUUCGUCAAUGAAGCACCGGUAGUACUUGUGGAAGCUCUAGAGAUCGUGGGAUACUCUCUAGCAGCAACGAGAUGGCUCCAUCAAAGAACGCUGUAGAGCUUAUGGCUCUGCUCGUCGAUGAAGCUUAUGGCGAAUUAACCUCCCGGAUAUUCACGAUCCUUCUCCGAAGAGGAAGACUUCCGAUACGACUCCUUUCCAUGCAUACCCUCCUUACUCCUCGUCAAUUGCGACAUGGCCUAGCAGUUCUCAUCCAGCAGGGUCUUGUCUACCACAAUCUGGAAGUCGAUACUGGCACUACAUUCUACGAAGCAAACGAUGAUGCUGCAUAUGGAUUGGCUCGCGCUGGAAAGAUCAUGGACGUGGCUGAGAAUCGAUUUGGACCUGCUGCGAGGGACGUUGUGCACAAGUUAUUCCUGCUUGGCCAUUGCAGCGUGUCCGACUUGGUAACGGCGUAUGAGUCAAAGAACAAAGAUCAUGCCAAUGGCAAUGCUGAAGGGUCUUCCACGAUUACAAACGACGUCAAUGGACAGAGUGUUUCACCUGUUGACUCAAUCGGUCAGCUACAUUCAGUGCUGAUCCAGUUACUGGAUUCUGGGUUUGUCGAGCCUGUGGUCCGGAGCAUGUUCCACAGCCCAGAGGAUACUCAUAGUAUGAUUGAGCGGCAGAUCCUUCAAGAGAGUUUCGGAGGUAGUACGAAAGGCGCGAAGCAAAAAGACGAGUUGAAGCUCAAGAUCAAGAACCGAAUGAACGCCAUCCGAGCCGAACGCGAGUGGAAGGGAAACGCUAAGAAGAGACCUCUGAAUGGGGAACACAUCAAUGGUAUCAAUGGCACGAACAAGCGAAGACGACUCUCGAAUGGCAGCAGCACUGUCAGCGGUGAUCCUUUGAUCGAAGAUGACGGCUCAAGACUUGACCCGACAUUGGUCAUACACAUAAAUUACGAAAAAUGCAACGUUGCGCUUCGUAACGAGGCCCUUGUAGCAUUUGCGAAAGAACGAAUCGGCGAGAUCACAUCACUCAUUUUUGCUCAGGGUCUUGCUAUACUGGAGAAGAAGAUUCCAAGAUGCCGGAUAAAUCCAAGCAUAGACAAAGUCGUCGACCUUCCGGAUGGCCCUGGCUUUACAACCAAAGAGCUCACGACUGUUCUCAGCAAAGCAGUCAACCCCGGCACGGGAAUUGGGAAAGCUUCGAGUGGUGAAGUCAAUACCAGAGCUUUGGAGAGAUUAGAAUCCAGAAAGCACAAGUCUGAGGAGGUCAAAAUCGAGGGUGAUGUUAGCAUGGGUGACGGCCCGGAUGAAGAACCAACAAUCAAUGGCCAUACCCACCUUUCAGAUAUCGAGGAUGAUGACGACCCUUUCGAAGAGGGCGACAAAUCCAACCCAGCGAAGCGCCGCAAGCUUGUAACUUUCCAAGCGGAGUCCUCAGGUGACCGAGAAAAUCGUCUGGAACUAGUCAAGAAACACUUGAUGCUACUCGCAACUGAUGACGCCAAAUUCCUCCGCAGAACAGGCAACAACGGCUACGGCGAGUGGACCUGUGAUUUCGAAACUCUCGUGGCAAAAAUGCAAGAAAGCGAAGUUGAUGCAUUGCUCUUGGAGAAUUUUGGUAUCUCUGGUCAUCGUCUAGCAAGAAUGUUGAGGAGAUUGGGAAAACUUGACGAGAAGACCAUGGUGGAUACCGCAAAGCUCAAGCCUAAGGAUAUUCGUACUAAGUUAGCCGAAAUGCAGAUGGCCGGUGUGAUUGACAUUCAGGAGGUACCAAGGGACAGCAAUCGCACAACCAAUCGUACUAUCUUUCUAUGGUUCUUCGAUGAGGCUCGAGCUGCCACGAUGGUGACAGAGCACACCUACAAAGCUAUGUCACGAAUUCUUCAGCGGUUGGACAUUGAGAGGCGACGAGCUCAUGAUGUUUUGGCCUUGACUAAGAGAUCUGAUGUCAGAGAUUUCGAUCCUGAAGUCUACUUGGAUGCAAAUCAGUUGAAUGACUUCCGAGCCAUUGAUGCGAAGAUCGACAACCUCUUGUGCCAAAUAGGACGACUCGAUGGAUUGAUUGGCCUUUUCCAGGAAUUUUAGCGCAGUGAUUUCAGCGGAGCCCUAACUUUGAUGGCAUGUUAUGGAUGUGAAAAAGAUGCAUUGGGCAGGCGUUAUUUGCUGCAUUGGAUGGCGUUAAGAGUCAAGCUGCGAAAAGCACUGACAACUUUGUGAUACCACUCAUCUGCUUCUGAGCUCAACGAGAGCUGUCAGAUAGGCGAAAUACAU